Molecule: messenger RNA, 360 nt
Organism: Neoarius graeffei (lesser salmon catfish)
Lineage: Eukaryota; Metazoa; Chordata; Actinopteri; Siluriformes; Ariidae
Exons: 1
Coding region: 1-360 (119 amino acids)
Source: RefSeq, a predicted model, not a curated record
AUGUCCUUCUUGGGCUUUGUGAUUUCCCCUGGGGUGGCCCAAAUGGAUCCCGACAAGGUCAAGGAGGUCUCUGAGUGGCCUGUUCCCUCUUCCUGUAAGGAACUGCAGUGCUUUUUGGGGUUUGCUAACUUUUAUUUGAGGUUUAUCAGGAACUAUAACAGCAUCGCUGCUCCCUUGACCGAAUUUACAUCUUCCAAGCACCCCUUUUCAUGGAUUGACCAUGCUGAGAGUACCUUCUCUUCUCUUAAGAACAGAUUCACCAUGGCACCUGUUCACAUCAUCCCUGACCCUGCCAUUCAGUUCAUCCUUGAAGUAGAUGCCUCAGACAUGGACAUUGGGGCUGUCCUGUCCCAGAGGUGA